This is a messenger RNA of Cygnus atratus (black swan), 3393 nucleotides long. RefSeq names its product solute carrier family 12 member 5 (gene SLC12A5). The transcript has 26 exons. Gene Ontology annotation, biological process: potassium ion import across plasma membrane; chloride ion homeostasis; potassium ion homeostasis. Gene Ontology annotation, cellular component: membrane. The record is from RefSeq and is a predicted model, not a curated record. Bases 1 to 3393 code for a protein of 1130 amino acids. NCBI's taxonomy places the organism in Eukaryota, Metazoa, Chordata, Aves, Anseriformes, Anatidae. Gene Ontology annotation, molecular function: potassium:chloride symporter activity.
AUGAGCCGGCGCUUCACCGUCACCGCGCUGCCCCGCGAGGGCCCGGCGGCGGCCCGGGGCUCGGCCCGGGGGGCGGGGGGCGGCCGCCGGCCCGGCCGCGACGGCAAAGGCGAUGGCAAUCCCAAGGAGAGCAGUCCCUUCAUCAACAGCACAGACCUGGAGAAGGGCAAAGAAUACGAUGGCAAGAACAUGGCCCUCUUCGAGGAGGAGAUGGACACCAGCCCGAUGGUCUCGUCCCUGCUGAGCGGGCUGGCCAACUACACCAACCUGCCGCAGGGCAGCCGGGAGCACGAGGAGGCCGAGAACAAUGAUGGGGGCAAGAAGAAGCCGGUUCAGGCUCCACGGAUGGGCACUUUCAUGGGCGUCUACCUGCCCUGUCUCCAGAACAUCUUCGGGGUCAUCCUGUUCCUGCGCCUCACCUGGGUGGUGGGGAUUGCCGGCAUCAUGGAGUCCUUCUGCAUGGUCUUCCUCUGCUGCUCCUGCACGAUGCUGACAGCCAUUUCCAUGAGCGCGAUUGCCACCAACGGCGUGGUGCCAGCGGGUGGCUCCUAUUACAUGAUUUCACGCUCCCUGGGACCCGAGUUCGGUGGGGCCGUGGGGCUCUGCUUCUACCUGGGCACCACCUUUGCCGGCGCCAUGUACAUCCUAGGCACCAUUGAAAUCCUUCUGGCCUACAUCUUCCCACCCAUGGCCAUCUUCAAGGCCGAGGAUGCCAGCGGGGAGGCGGCAGCGAUGCUCAACAACAUGCGCGUCUAUGGCACCUGCGUCCUGACCUGCAUGGCCACCGUGGUGUUCGUGGGUGUCAAGUACGUCAACAAGUUUGCCCUGGUCUUCCUGGGCUGCGUCAUCCUCUCCAUCCUUGCCAUCUAUGCCGGUGUCAUCAAGUCAGCCUUUGACCCACCGAGCUUCCCGAUCUGCCUGCUGGGCAACAGGACCCUCUCGCGCCACGGAUUCGACCUCUGCACCAAGGUGGUCGUGGAGGGCAACGAGACGGUGGGCUCCAAGCUCUGGGAGCUCUUCUGCACCUCCCGCUUUCUCAACGCCACCUGCGACGAGUAUUUCACCAUGAACAACGUGACCGAGAUUGAGGGCAUCCCUGGUGCUGCCAGCGGCCUCAUCCAAGAGAACCUCUGGAGCUCCUACCUGACCAAGGGUGUGAUUGUGGAGAAGCGGGGGCUGCCCUCCGUGAGCCCCCCUGACACGCCAGUGGACAUGGACCAGCCCUACGUCUUCAGCGACAUGACCUCCUACUUCACCCUGCUCGUGGGCAUCUACUUCCCCUCGGUCACAGGCAUCAUGGCUGGCUCCAACCGCUCCGGGGACCUGCGGGACGCGCAGAAGUCCAUCCCCACAGGCACCAUCCUGGCCAUCGCCACCACCUCUGCGGUCUACAUCAGCUCCGUCGUGCUCUUUGGGGCGUGCAUCGAGGGUGUCGUCCUGCGCGACAAGUUUGGUGAAGCUGUCAAUGGGAACCUGGUGGUUGGCACCCUGGCAUGGCCGUCCCCAUGGGUCAUUGUCAUCGGCUCCUUCUUCUCCACAUGUGGGGCUGGGCUGCAGAGCCUCACCGGAGCCCCCCGCCUCCUGCAAGCCAUUUCCAGGGAUGGGAUUGUGCCCUUCCUCAGGGUCUUCGGCCAUGGCAAAGCCAACGGGGAGCCCACAUGGGCUCUGCUGCUCACCGCCUGCAUCUGUGAGAUCGGGAUCCUGAUCGCUUCCCUGGACGAGGUGGCUCCUAUCCUGUCCAUGUUUUUCCUCAUGUGCUACAUGUUCGUCAACCUGGCCUGCGCGGUGCAGACGCUGCUGCGGACACCCAACUGGCGGCCACGCUUCCGCUACUACCACUGGACCCUCUCUUUCCUGGGCAUGAGCCUGUGCCUGGCGCUGAUGUUCAUCUGCUCCUGGUACUACGCGCUGGUCGCCAUGCUGAUCGCCGGCCUCAUUUACAAAUACAUCGAGUACCGCGGGGCGGAGAAGGAGUGGGGUGACGGGAUCCGGGGGCUGUCGCUGAGCGCUGCCCGCUACGCCCUGCUGCGGCUGGAGGAAGGGCCCCCCCACACCAAGAACUGGAGGCCCCAGCUGCUGGUUCUGGUCCGUGUGGAUCAGGAGCAGAACGUGGUGCACCCACAGCUCCUGUCCUUCACUUCACAGCUCAAAGCAGGCAAGGGCCUCACCAUUGUGGCCUCUGUGCUGGAAGGGACCUUCCUGGACAACCACCCACAGGCGCAGAGAGCGGAGGAGUCCAUCCGCCGCCUGAUGGAAGCGGAGAAGGUGAAGGGCUUCUGCCAAGUGGUGAUCUCCUCCAACCUGCGGGACGGCAUGUCGCACCUCAUCCAGUCCAGCGGGCUGGGCGGGCUGCAGCACAACACGGUGCUGGUGGGCUGGCCCCGCAGCUGGCGCCAGAAGGAGGACCACCAGACCUGGAGGAACUUCAUCGAGCUGGUGCGAGAGACCACGGCCGGGCACCUGGCCCUGCUGGUGGCCAAGAACGUCGCCAUGUUCCCGGGCAACCAGGAGCGCUUCUCGGAGGGCCACAUCGACGUCUGGUGGAUUGUCCAUGAUGGGGGGAUGCUCAUGCUGCUGCCCUUCCUCUUGCGGCACCACAAGGUCUGGCGCAAGUGCAAGAUGCGUAUCUUCACGGUGGCACAGAUGGAUGACAACAGCAUCCAGAUGAAGAAGGACCUGACGACAUUCCUGUACCACCUGCGCAUCACAGCGGAGGUGGAGGUGGUGGAGAUGCAUGAGAGCGACAUCUCUGCCUACACCUAUGAGAAGACGCUGGUGAUGGAGCAGCGUUCCCAGAUCCUCAAGCAAAUGCACCUCACCAAGAAUGAGCGGGAGCGGGAGAUCCAGAGCAUCACGGACGAGUCUCGCGGCUCCAUCCGACGCAAGAACCCAGCCAACACACGCCUGCGCCUGAGUGUCCCCGAGGAGCAGGUGGGCGACGGUGAGGAGAAGCCGGAGGAGGAGGUCCAGCUCAUCCACGACAAAAACGCCACCACCUUCUCCAGCAGCUCCCAGUCCCCUGCUGAUGAGGCAGAGACAGCCCCUGAGAAAGUGCAUCUCACCUGGACCAAGGAGAAGACCGUGGCCGAGAAGAAUAAGAGCAAGAGCCCCGUCAGCCCUGAGGGCAUCAAGGACUUCUUCAAUAUGAAGCCAGAGUGGGAGAACCUGAACCAGUCCAAUGUGAGGAGGAUGCACACAGCUGUGAAGCUCAAUGAAGUGAUCGUCAAAAAGUCCCAGGAUGCCAAACUGGUCCUGCUGAACAUGCCAGGGCCGCCCCGCAACCGGAAAGGGGAUGAAAACUACAUGGAGUUUCUGGAGGUGCUGACAGAGCACCUGGACCGAGUGCUUCUGGUGCGUGGUGGGGGUCGGGAAGUCAUCACCAUCUACUCCUGA